This is a messenger RNA of Penicillium taxi, 1470 nucleotides long. RefSeq names its product cytochrome P450. Gene Ontology annotation, molecular function: iron ion binding; steroid hydroxylase activity; oxidoreductase activity, acting on paired donors, with incorporation or reduction of molecular oxygen. NCBI's taxonomy places the organism in Eukaryota, Fungi, Ascomycota, Eurotiomycetes, Eurotiales, Aspergillaceae. The transcript is spliced from 2 exons. The coding region runs from base 1 to 1470 and encodes 489 amino acids. The record is from RefSeq and is a predicted model, not a curated record.
AUGGAGAUAUGCCUGCUUCAGGAGCCCAAAACCGUGGCCGCUUUGUGGAAGAGUAAAAUGUUUUCCAGCCCGAUCGUUAUCUAUGUCGUCGCCUUGAAGACUCUCUUCGGAAUGAAAGACAAAGCACGGGAGGCGUACGCGGCCGACAACUCGGGGCCCCAUCGAAAACCGCACCCUAAAAGCCAGGUUGCACCGUACAAUCGGGUUGAUUAUUUGACACAUGACUCCCUGCUACGGGGAUUGAUUGGUCCUGGGCUACUGCCCACGUUUCAGCGUUUCCGGGGCAUCUUCAAAAAGCAGACUAUGAUGUGUUUGGACAGGCAGGACCAAUCUACUCAAUGGGUACCGAUGCCUGACAUGCUCCAGUUCUAUAAAGAUCAUAUAGGUCGGGCAAUCCUUGAGUCUAUCUUUGGCCCGCUGCUAUUGAGUGUCAAUCCCACCUUCAUGAAAACGCUCUGGGAGUUCGAUGAGGCAUCUCCGGUCUUGGCAAGAUCGAUUCCACGAUGGCUAGUGCCUCAUGCCUAUCGCUGCCGCGACUCAUUGAUUGAGCAGAUUCAGAACUGGUAUAAGUAUGCGCGGGCCCAGUUCCACGACUCGCUGAUUACCGAGGAUGGAAACGAUGACCCCUGCUGGGGAUCUGAGAUGAUGCGCGAGAGACAGCAGUUCCUUCUCGCAGUUGACGGCCAGGAUGAUGCAUCGCUAGCAUCAACAGAUCUCGGCCUGAUAUGGGUUUCGGUGACAAAUCUGGUUCCGUCAGCCAUGAUGACGCUCCUUCACAUAUUUGCCGAUCCGGUGCUUCUACGUCGCGUUCGGGAAAGUAUGCGGGACGAGGUCAUAGUUACCAACAAAGGCGCGGUCGGCGAGGUGGCAGAAGUGGAGAUUUAUAUGGAAAAGGUGAUUAAGAAUCCCCUAUUGCAGGCAGUUUACGCCGAGACUCUUCGCCUCUACGUCCAGGCGUUCGUGACGCGCAGUUCCGCCCAUGAGCCGGUUGCCGUGAACCAGUGGUGGCUAAACCAGGAGGAUGUAGUGAUGGUCAACUCCUACCCGAAUCAUAUGAACAAGAAAAUCUGGAAUGAGGGUCCCAAUGGAGCCUAUCCUGUUGACAUCUUCUGGGCGGAUCGGUUUUUGCGGGAUCCACAAGAUCCACAGUCCGGACCGAUGGGCGAUCGAGGUUAUCAAGAUGAAAAGGUGGAAAUGAUGUCGGAGGGCACCAAGCCCUUCUUCACACUUUCAGGGCUGGAGGGGCAGUGGAUCCCCUUUGGUGGCGGGAGCUCGGCAUGUCCAGGGCGCAUUUUUGCUAAGCGAGUUAUCCUCUACACUUGUGCCUAUUUUGUUAGCCAGUUUGAUAUUUCUGUUCCAUCUUCGACUUGGGAAAUGGAUUCGUCGGCAUUUGGACUGGGAACACAGAAGCCAAAGCGUAAGAUUCCCUUUGCGAUUCGCCGGAGGAUACUUCCCCUCGAGGAGAUGUAG